Heterotrigona itama is the source of this 5591-nucleotide messenger RNA. NCBI's taxonomy places the organism in Eukaryota, Metazoa, Arthropoda, Insecta, Hymenoptera, Apidae. The record is from the annotation of a GenBank genome assembly.
UAUAUAUAUAUAUAUAAUGAUAUCAUGUAAUGAUUUUUCACGUUCGAAAAGAUAACGUCAUAAGGUCACUGCCAUGACGAGCUCCGAAGCUCGAGAGAGUCUAUUAUUAAUUCCUAAUAAAAAGUCGACAGAGUGAAAGACUUAGUGAUCGUAAGUGUGUCAACUGAUCUACGCCUAUGUAGGAGCGAUUCAUCGCGGUUCUAAUAAUACGCUCGAAUCUCGGUUCUUUCCUGUUCAUGGCUUGCGCGAAAAAUGCAAUUGAAAAACCUCGACGACGUCGAACUUGGCGAUCAUACAGACUACAAAUGACAAAAAUAAAUAGUCAAUAAUCUACUUCGAUUGCUCUUUGAUUCGCGGGUCAUUGUCGACGAAAUCUAAAAGAGAAGCAUGCUUUAAUACCAGAGUGGUCAGUAUGAUGAAUUCAAAAUAUUUCGGACGAAAUUUCCUAGCUUCUUCUGCUGCGGUACAAAUUUUAUACGCAAGCCAUCGGUAGUUUUGGUGUUAAAUAAAAGAAAAAACGAAACAACUUCCCCUUUCGUUUACUUGUAAGAAAAAUACCUACUCGAUGUACAGAUUGGAUAUUUUCGAGCGAGACAUGUUUUCUGUGUAAUUAAUCGUCGUUUGGAUGGAGAGAGAAUGGUUUACCAAAUGAAAAAUGGAUAUAAAAUAAUACUACACGUGAAGAUUAUAUUCACAGGUUCGCUAAAAUAUUUGAAUAUCUGUACUAUAAUUUUUUAUAAAUAUAUUACGUGUGAAAUUUUGAAAUUUCAUUAGUAUCGUAACGAAACUAUCAUGAUCAAAUCGGACCAUUACUCGUACUAUUUGCUAACUAUUUACCAAGUUAACAUUUUGUCACCUGUCUUAUAAUUUUCAUACACUUCCUUAACUUCUAUAUUUUCAGAUUAUUAUUCAAAUUAUUAUUCAAAUUAUCCAGAUUUGACUAACAUAAUCGUGACAGAUAUGUUUCACUACUGAUACUAAUAAAAUUUCAAAAUGUUUUUGUACAAUAUACAUCAGUGUUCAAACAUUACUUUCGUAAGUCGAUAAUAUGACGAUAAGAAUGAAUUCCAAAAUUUUUUUGAAAUUGAAACAAUCAACCAGUGUGUUUUGUUUUUCUUUUUUAACGUUCAAGCGACGUUUAUUUCGCAAUCGAGGCCAAGAAUUUUGGCACUCGAAGCAUUUUGCAGCGAGUGCCAGUGUCAGACUAACAGAUUCCCGACAAGAUAACAGAUGUCAACGUCAAUUAAAACAUUUCUUUCGAGUGUUCACGCUGCUGAAAAAUGAACGCAGUUCAAUCUUUCCUUUUCUCCGCGCGACGUAAACGCUCGUCAACCGUACGUACGCUUAUGUUUAAUCGCACGAAUUUGAUAGCUCCUAUCAUUGUCAUAAGCUUUUUCGCCUGAUAAGUUGUAAGUAAAUGCAUCCGGUGAAUCUAAUACUCGUCCCAGUGAUGUAUCUACUGUGUCGUAUUGCCUCGUAGUUGUCUACGUAAUGACAUUAUAUUGUUGCUGUACGAUACAGAACAUGCUGCAAUCUAUUUCUAUUACAAAAAUAUCUUCAAUAAUAUCUCGUCAGACGUAUUUUGUUUCGCGACGAUAAUUAUUGACUCGAGCAGUUCGAUAGAAAGUAGUUCGAGAGCAGAUUUGUUUUUAUAUAUUUUUCAUUUACAUUUAUUUUGUUCGCAGAUUAUGAAGUAAAUUUCAAAAUCUUCGUAUAGUGAUACAUUUUAAACAAAGAUUCUUUUUUAUUUCAAAGCGAAAAUUUUUAAUUUUAAAAUUACUUGAUUCCAGACACACGUGCAAUGUGGAAACGCAGUAACACCGGUGAAUAUCGGUAAUUACAAAUCUCUUUUACAAAUAUUUAAAAUAACCAUUCAACGAAUCGCAAACAAGUUUCCAACACUAUCGAUACAAGUUGACACAAAAUUCCUCUAAAAUUAAACUUUCUAUUUAAAAACUAAGACUGUAAAAAACUGUAUUUAUAUACAGAAAGAAAAAAAAAAGUAUUCAGAACAAAGGAAACAAAAGAAUAUUUUGAAAAUUCUUAAAAGGACUAUAAACUAAUAUGGAGUAACAAUGCAUCGUUUAGAAAAUGAGGAAAAUCCUACAGGUGAAUCAAUGGAAUAUCAUUAUUGAACUAUGGUUUUUUAUGCAUUUAUAGGGAAUUGUAAAGUACAAAAUUGUACUUUAAAAAACAGUGCAAUAUAGAAAAGUUUAUAAAAUAUCCAAAAUACUUUCUACGAUAUAUUAGUACAUGAAACAAUUUUUUUAUUUUCGAGAUUCCAUUUUUUUUUUCUUUAUUAUAUUCUGAAAAAUAUAAAUUUGCAUAAAAACCCGAAGUCUAAUCAUGGUAGUACACACAAGGCGAUAGCCAUCGACAUCAUGCGUAACACCGCUACGUACAUACAUACCUGUUUAGAAACUUGCUUAUCGAGAUACGUGGCCGAGGAAACGGCCGUCGAUCGUCAGUCGCUCGCACACGAUCAUACAAAGACCUUCGAUCGCAGGAACGUUGAAAAAUGUGCGUUGGAGUCGCGUUACUAAUGAAUUAACGGCGAAGCUGGAGAGAUUGAUAAGUGGAAAGUGUAAUCGAUUCGAGUCGACGUGAUCGAAAUGUCGUUCCUAGUGUUAUAGAUAUUUUUCCUGAGAAAUCUGCAAUUUAGGUCUCUGAUGUUAUCUACCAUGUAAAUACGACGAAAGUGACUGCAAGUAUGACAGUGUCAUCAGAAAGUUUUAGCGAUAAGAGCUUGUGGACAAUUUCAUGAUUGAUUACACGAGGGAAUAAUGAGAGAGAACGUGGAACUGUGAGUGACUGUUGAUUGAUUCUAAAAUUAGAAGAGGCGAGACUGUUAAUUGGAUUUACAACGCGAUCGACUUUACAGCGAAUACAAUAAUCAGUUGAGGAAACAUGUCCACCGAUGAAGAUAACGAUGGAAGGAAAAUGAAAGUCAUGGAUCCUCUUUUGGAGGCGCUUGAUAAGCUCGGAUAUGGAUCCAACUUUCUAUGGAUAAUAUUCAUUUUCACACUGACACCGACGGUAUUCAAUGGAAUGCACUCCAUGUCUUAUAUCUUUAUCGCUGAUAUUCCCACACAUUGGUGCGCGAUACCAAGUCUGACUGCCGCGAAUUGGACGGACGAGGAGAUAAGAAACAUCUCGUCAUCCAGUCCAUGCACUAUGUACAAUUAUAAUUACGAAAAUUUUGCGUACAUUGGAUUCGAGAAGGCGUUAGAGUAUAAAAUUUCCAAUCCUCUACCUGAAUCGAGUUUCUGUGACGUAAGGAAUUUCGCAAAUGACACCGAUGGAACUUCUCUCGUGCAAGACUGGGAUUUGGUAUGCGACAAGAGCGCGGCACGUUCGAGCACCCACAUGGCACUGUCUCUCGGAAAGUUAUUAGGCAGCGCUUUUUUCGGGGUUUUCGCGGAUAAAUAUGGCCGCAAAAUCUGUUACGUUGUUGGAAUAAUAAUGUUAAUCACUUCUGGUCCAGCUGGUGCCAUCGUGCCCUGGUACUGGGGCUUCAUGAUCUCAAGAUUAAUUAACGGUGCUAGUCACGCAGCCAUACAGUAUUCAUCUUUCACAACACUUACAGAGGUAGCGAAUGAAAAACACAGACAGUGGAUGGGAAUCGCUUACAACAUCGGCUACGCCUCAGGAACGGUUAUUGUGCCAGGUGUAGCUUAUUUGCUACACGAAUGGAGACACAUUCAAUUAGCGAUAUCUCUACCAGCUCUUCUUUUGCUAAUACACUUAUGGUUAGUCUGCUCUUGCGUAACGUUCAUGCCAGAAUCUCCACGAUGGCUGAUAGCUCACAAUCGUCGAGAAGAGGCGAAAAGUUUAAUCAACAAGGCGUCUAAGGGAAGUCCUGAUAUAACGAUGACCACGUCAGUCGCGUCAUCAACUACAGAGGAUGAACAGACGAAACAAGAAUCGAAAAAUAUUAAAGAUGGAUUACACGAAGAUAUCAGAGGGUUUUGGGUGGUUGUCAGCAACAGCGAAUUACGAAAGAGACUUCUUAUCACGAAUUUUACCUGGAUGAUAGCUUCUCUGACUUACUAUGCGCUAGCGUUAAAUGUGAACAAUUUCUCCACAAACCGGUACAUUUACGUGUCAGUAAUGGGUCUGACUGAAAUACCAGCUUAUUUAAUACCAACGCCGAUCCUGAUGGUUAUGGGACGACGUACAGGAAGCGGAAGUUUGUACAUCAUAGCUGCGUUGUGUUUGCUCUGCAUUCUUGUAAUUCCAACGACCGACAGCGACACGAUUAUGAUCGUAUCCUUAAUUGGAAGGUUCAGCGCGUCAGCUGCUUAUGGCAUCGUCAUUUUGUACAGCUCAGAGCUUUUUCCUACGGUCUGCAGAAAUUCCGCGGUCGGUACGAAUUCCGCGAUGUCUCACGUCGGAAGUGUGGCCGCCCCUUACGUGGCCGAUUUACUGGGAGCUGUCGUGUGGUGGGGACCAACCACUCUUUGCGGUGGUUUAGCUCUAAUAGCGGGUUUAUUGUGCCUGGUAUUGCCGGAAACUCGCGGCAGACCGCUGGCGAACACCGUCGAUGAGGAAAUUACCGAGGAACGAGACAACGUGUCGUUCUACAAUGGCUACAAGUGUAUAAAAGACAUGGUGUUGUGCGUAGGGUCGGGUCGCAAAUCGCAGCUGACAAGCGCGAUCAUCUCUUAGAUGUUCUUCAGACACUAUUCAUCUAGCAAUCCUCACGAAAGGAACGUAAGAUCUCUUUUUCGUAUACAAGACUCGUUCCUCAAGUGAGACUAGAUUUUUUUAAUAAAAAGUUUAUUUGUAUUUUAACAAAGUUAUUAUAUAUCAAUGUGACCAAUUUCUUGUUGCAAGUAUCGAUGAGACGAUAAUUUCGUUCCUUGACAAUGUGUUCUUACAUACGUGUAUAGUAGUUCACGAAAGAUGUUUCAUUAUAUGUAAUGUUAGCAUUGUAGCGAGAUUUGAGUAUCACGAUUACAUUUGACAAACAAAUCUAAAAAUGUACUAUAUGUAGAAUAUAUUAGAUACUUAAUGCAAGCACAUAUUUUGUGUGAAGAUCAUAAAAAUAUUACAACAAACAAUGAGCCUUAAUAUUCAGCAUAAAUCAUAUGCAAUUUUGUAGCAUAAAUCAAUGCUACAAAAAUUAUUAUGAAUAUUGACUAUAUAUUAAUUUUUAUUAUUAAUAUAUAGUUAAUAUUUAUAAUGAUUUGAUAUUUUAAAUAUUAAAUUUAAUUUUAAUUUAACAUUAGACUUAAAUUGAAUAUUUAAUAUUUAAUAUUAAAUUAUUAUAAAUAUUAACUUCUAGAUUAAUUUCUUAUUAAAUCGAAUAUUUGUAACUGUUUUAUACAUUUUCAGAUUGGUUUUAUCAAUGUAGCCAUGACAAUCUUGUUACAAUGUUAAUGAAAUGCCAGUAUACUUCUCUAGCUACGUUCUACACUGUUUUUAUACAAGUAUUUGAUAUUAUCAACAGAUGUGUUUUCUAUUAUAAUAUCUACGAUUCGAAACGUGGAGAGCUCGACGAUGACUCAAGCGUACAGCUGUUAUACCAAAGCCUAUUUGUUUAAUGAAUAUUAAUGUCGAAAUAGAAAUACAUGCGUUCUGAUUUACAA